AUGGCAGAUCUGGGGGCAUCAGCGGCGCCGGAUCUGCACCUGUUCGGCGGUCUGGCAGUGGUGCUCGACCCCGUCUCCUUCACGCUCAUGGACAUGGUGUGCUUUUACUGUAAGUUAUCCGGCCACUUCGAGAACAUGGAAGGUGGAGGCGACGUGGGCGCCUCUGUUGUGAUCGUCUGGCGGGCCUGUGGUUUCGGAGGCGGCGACCGGCCGUGCCGGCGGCUGUGGGUGGCCUUGGCUGUUCGGCUUGGUGGUGAUGAUUGCCGGCGGACUCGGCUUGUUUGUGUGUGUGUCGGCGUGUCGCGAUUGUGA
Molecule: messenger RNA, 312 nt
Organism: Striga asiatica
Lineage: Eukaryota; Viridiplantae; Streptophyta; Magnoliopsida; Lamiales; Orobanchaceae
Source: the annotation of a GenBank genome assembly